This is a messenger RNA of Exaiptasia diaphana, 1138 nucleotides long. Its product is annotated as xylosyltransferase oxt. The transcript is spliced from 6 exons. Gene Ontology annotation, cellular component: plasma membrane. NCBI's taxonomy places the organism in Eukaryota, Metazoa, Cnidaria, Anthozoa, Actiniaria, Aiptasiidae. The record is from RefSeq and is a predicted model, not a curated record. The coding region runs from base 97 to 597 and encodes 166 amino acids.
ACAGCGCAAGUCCAAUCAAUCCGCGAUUUUGUCUUGGCCGGAAAAAAUCACAAAAAUACUUCUUUUUUGGCAGCUUUUCAAGUAGAAGUCGUCAAUAUGAGGCUAUUGACGAUAGUAGCUUUAACAGCUCUUGGAAUGCUCGUUGAGUCAAGGCCUGAGCAAGGAGAGUUAGCAAAACUGUACAAUGUGGAAACAGAAUAUAUUGGUUGCUACAAAGACGACAAAUCSCCAUUUAAAGAAGAGGAACGGKCCCUUCCCUAUCCAAUCAAAAACUUCUACGGCGAUAAAAUCAAUUGUAUUCAAGCGUGCGCUGCAAAAUUCUUUCCCUAUGCCGGCCUUCAAAAUGGUUACCUGUGCUUCUGUGGACAUAAUUWCGACAAGUAUGGAGAUGCUGAUGAGAAGUACUGUAACGUGAAGUGUCGAGGAAACCAUAUUAGAGCCGAUCAUCUUGGAAGAACUAAACAUGGCGAGUUUUGGGAGGUUUGUGGUGGACUAUGGUAUAACUCUGUUUACUCUGCGUAUGGAUUGAUGAAACAAGAGCACCUGGCUCAAGAACGCAAACUUGAUGAUUCCUGGCUGUUUUCAAAGAAAAAGUAAUUCGACUAAGACUGAUAAUGUAUAAAAUAUGUAAAUAGAACAAUGCAGGACUACUGCAGCUGUGCAUCUUUGGAAAUGCUGAUCCAGUAAAUAACGUGUACGAAGACAGUAUUUGCUUAUUCACUGGAGGCUCUUGUGCAUUUAGCGGAUGUACAAAAACAUUUGAAACUUCAAUGUGGGUCGAGUUCGGUUUCACCGAUAAAACGUACAAACUUACUUUAAAUUGAUACCUUUUCAAGUUUCAAAAAAUUCAGUAAAUUAUGAAGAAAAUAUCGAAGAGUUUGUUGUCGGAUUUGAGGGUUUUCCUUUUCAGGAUAUGAAUUAUGUAUGUAAUAAAAAUUACAAUCAUGUUUUCAGUUGGUACCAAAUACAUUGUAUAUAGUGAAAUAGUUGUAUUAAUAACUAAUAAUAAUAAUUCAUUAUAGCAUAAUACAAGGAUUCUAUGCUUUACAAAAUAAGGAAACAUAAAAUUUACAUCAAUGAUACACAAAUGAGUCCUAAAUGAAGUACAUAUGAUAAUAAACGUAGCCGUAUUCUUAGA